Molecule: messenger RNA, 1794 nt
Organism: Macadamia integrifolia
Lineage: Eukaryota; Viridiplantae; Streptophyta; Magnoliopsida; Proteales; Proteaceae
Exons: 4
Coding region: 881-1564 (227 amino acids)
Source: RefSeq, a predicted model, not a curated record
CGCUGGUUUCUCGAAACAAAAAUGGAGCACAAAAAAUCGAUAUUGAAGAUAAAACCAACCCCCCUUCCUCUUUUCCCUGUUGAAGCUUCACUGCUUCACCGUGUGGUUCGAAGGGAGCUCUGCAACUAGAAUGGCUACGAUUAAGGAAGUGGUCGGUGGAACACCUUCCUCGUCACCCUCUUGAACAGUACAGACCCUUCUCCUUCGUCAUCCUCGUGAACCCUAGGGUUUAGGGAAUUAUUAUUUAUCCAGAAGAAGUCUAGAUUCGCCUGCGAAGAACGCAAGGAGCAGCAGAAUAGGGCCUCCUCUGUGUCUGAAACUGUACGAAUCCUUCCCCAUCUUCAUCCUCGUGAACCCUAGGGUUUACGAUCUACUUUUCAUCUCGUGAACCCAUAUGGCAGAUUCGCUUCAUCCUUGCAGAGAUUCGUCCAGAUUCGUCCAUGUCUCACCUCCAGAGAUAAAAGCGAGGUUUUCCCCUCAAAUCUGAAGAGUAUACCAUCACAUAUUCUCUGUUUGAAGGUUCGGCUACUCCUCCCACAUCCGAUCACUCACAUCUGCUCGAAUUUCCCGAUCAUGGUCAUAGCACAACUUAUCAAUUGCAUCCCUCUCUGUGACAUUCGCAUCCCAUCCCAUUGUAGCUGAUAUCUGUGCCCUUCAGAAAAAACAAGAUAUGAGAUCCCCAAGAUCCCCAACCUCCAAAAGUACUACUAUAAUCUGGAAUGAAGCAGAGCUAAGAUCAUUCAUCAAUCUCAUGGUUGAUAAUGUCCGAAAAUGAUUGAAGACAAACUCAACAUUUACAAAGGUUGGUUGGAACAACAUUACAAAAGGGCUUGAAGCCGAAUUCAAAAGGCCCUUUGCGAAGCAGCAAUUGUGUAAUAAGAUGAAUAAGUCACGCAAGGAGUACAACAGCUUCAGGGCUUUGUUAGAAACAACUGGUUUCGAAUGGGAUGCGAAUGCUCGGAUUGCCACAGCUGAUGAUUCAGUGUGGGAAUCUGCUAUUCAGGAAAACAAAGAUUGGGUAAAGUAUAGAAGAAUUGGUCUCCCCUUGUGGCCAGAGUUGUUAGAGAUCUUCUCCGACUCUAGUGCCCGUGAGGAUAGAGUUCUGUCACAGGCAACUGUUGUAACUCCAACGUCAACUAACCUUGAAAUUGAUGAUGAUUUACAUGACACUGAUAAUGAUGACAGUGAUGCUUGUACUGGGACACCCAAGGGCUCAGCUCCUCCGAAGCGGCAACUUGAUAGGACUCCUACGGAUCGUAGGAGGAAGAGCCACACACGGACCCUCACGAACUCCGCUGAGGACUUUAGAACCUUUGUCCGAUGGAGGAUGGAAAAGGGAUCAACCUCUGCCACCUCAGCAGUUACCCGACCACCUGACCCUAUUGUUGAUGGACCAUAUAGCAUGAUGAGCUGUCAGAAGCUACUGGACAGUUUGGAGGAUAUCCCGACGGAUUUGUAUGUGUUAGCGCAGCGUAAGAUACACAGUGACCCUGGAUGGCGCAUGUCUUUUAUUGAAGUGAGACCUGACAAGAGGUUAUGGAUGCUACAUGGUCUGAAGGAGUGAAAGUAACAGUUUCUAAAAUGAAUGGUUUGAAGGGAGCAUAAAUGAACAUAAUCUUUUGUUUGGAUUUUAUAUGCCUCAUACUGACUGACGCACUUAUUAAAUUUAGCCUCAUAUGGAUGAUGUUGAUGUUUGACUUAUGUUGCUUUGUUUUAAUUUGAUUGCAUGUGCUUCAGAUUUACAGUAGUAGACAUGACUGUUUAUGAUUGUGAAAUAUUAUGCUUUUUAUCUUA